This is a messenger RNA of Ylistrum balloti, 1551 nucleotides long. RefSeq names its product NXPE family member 4-like. The coding region runs from base 1 to 1551 and encodes 516 amino acids. The record is from RefSeq and is a predicted model, not a curated record. The transcript has 3 exons. NCBI's taxonomy places the organism in Eukaryota, Metazoa, Mollusca, Bivalvia, Pectinida, Pectinidae.
AUGAUAGUUCUAGACAAUGUACAUCGUGUGAAGACAACGAACGUCGCUCCCGACUCGGCAGAUGAACAAAGAUGGCAGGAUUUAUCAGUGCUGCAAAGAAUUUCGGCAUAUAAACAUGAAACAGAAAUAAAAGACUUUACACGAUUAGCAAAUUCGUCGUUCUCGAAAUUUUAUCUGCAGAAAAAAAGUAAAACGUACAAAAUUGGCGAAACAAUCAAAGUAGACAUAGCCCUGAAGGAUGGCUUGGGUAGACCGGUUUUGUCCGGAGGUGACGUGUUAAGAAUUUGGCUGAAACAGCCCUCCACCGGAAAUAGUGUGAGCGGAUAUGUUGUUGAUAAUGGCAAUGGCUCUCACACUGGUAUUGUUGAAACGCUGUGGUUCGGAAAAUCAGAACUGAUUGUAAUGAUUGCAAAUACAAAGAAACAUGUUGGAAUAUUUUUAAAUUACUUGCAAAAUAACGGCAUAUUCUACACUAUUGAGGCUAUAUUUGAAGAUAAAAACAAUACUAGACAGGUUGAAAAAACACCAUGUAAUGUUGGAAUCAGAUUUUUUGGAAAUGCAAGUGUCUGUAACUUUACGAAGGAUAAUUUCGGAAUGUCUUGGUAUUGUAAGAGUCCAAAGAUGUACAACUGCAGUGAAUGGUUGUUUUACACCAUGGACAAAAGUACGAACACCUUAAGCAAGGAGUCAGACCAUCUGUUCAGGAAUUAUGUAUUUAAGAAGAUGAAGAUGAACAUAACUAUAGAGGCCGAUAACAAAGUCAAACUUCCUGUGUUACAAAAUUGCAUGCAUAUUUCCAAAAUGCUGACUUGGCGUAAAACAACUCCGACUGGAUUUUACAAGAAUAAUACAUGGAAAAAUCUUAUAUGCAAAAGUACACUGCAACGGACAAAAGAAGACUAUUUUAAAUGCCUGUCGGGACGACGUUUACUUAUUCUAGGAGAUUCUACAAACCGAAUAUGGUUUGUAUACUUGGUUGGCUACCUUGGUUUAAAGUUCACAACUGGUCGAUGGGAUGAAAUUAAGGAUAAGUCAUGGCAGAGGUAUGCCCAUGCAACACUAAAGUCACGAAAUAUGUCCAUAGAGUGGGCACCACACGAACUUCCUUUUUAUGGUAAUCAUCACUCAUCCAGACUUAACGUCAGAUCAGUAGCUUUUCGAUUGGACGAGAUUCCCGCAAAUAGUUCUGACAUUGUAGUAUUACACUGGUACCUUCAUAUUGCUAGGGUUUCUCACAAGAUUUUUAGAGAACAUGUUCGAAAUGCCAAGGAGUCUGUUAUUCGCCUUCUUAAACGUGCUCCUAACAUUAAAAUUUUCAUCAAAGGCCCACAUGCUUUAACAUAUGUUACUAAUAUGCUUCCUUAUGACUUUAUUAGACAAAUUGAACAACAAAUACUUUUUGAUGAAUUUUUAGAUUUGCAGGAUCGCAUAAUAUAUUUAGACCAGUGGGAUGCGACUGUCGCUAACGAAAAUGUUCAUGUUCAUCCCAACAUGUCAGUUAAUGCUGAUAUGGUGCAUUCCAUGUUGUCGUAUAUAUGCGGGAGAAAAUGA